AUGUGGUCUCCAUGGAGAAAGCUCCGCCUCCCUCGUCGCGGAGCCGCCUCCCCCACGCCACCGCCCCCGCUGCUGCCGCCGCCCCCUUCCUCCUUCUUGCGCUCCUCCUCCUCCUUCAAGGACGUCCGCUCCCUCCUCGGCGAUGACGACACCGACGACCCAUCCACGACACCCUACUGGGCGUCCCUGUCCCCAUCCCCGUCACCAUCCCCAUCACCGUCUCCGAUGCUAUCGCCGGCGCCGGUAUUUCACCGCGUGCGGUCCGCCUCCUCCGCCUUCCGCACGUGGUGCACCCCGCCGGAGGACCUCUUCGGCCUGCCCCCCGGCGAGGAGAAGCGGAUCGUCCUCUACUACACCUCCCUCCGCGUCGUCCGCCAGACCUUCGACGACUGCGCCGACGUCCGGACCAUCCUCCGCGGGCUCCGCGUCGCCGUCGACGAGCGCGACGUCUCCCUCGACGCCGCGUUCAUGCGGGAGCUAAAGGGCAUCCUCGGCGGCCGCCGCAAGCCGCUCGGCCUCCCUCAGGUGUUCAUCGGGGGGCGCCACUUCGGCGGGGCCGAGGAGAUCCGGCGGCUUUACGAGACCGGGGAGCUGAAGCGGUAUGUGGAGGGGGCGGCGCCGGCGGUCGUAGGGGUAUGCGAGGGCUGCGGUGACUUCCGCUUCGUACUCUGUCGGAGCUGCAGCGGAUCCCGCCGGUGCUACUCCGAGAAGGGCGGGGGGGGAUUCCGGACAUGCACCGCCUGCAACGAGAACGGCCUCGUGAGGUGCCCACUCUGCUGCGCCCACACCACCGUCUGAUCACGAUC
Musa acuminata subsp. malaccensis (wild Malaysian banana) is the source of this 806-nucleotide messenger RNA. RefSeq lists its product as uncharacterized. Lineage: Eukaryota; Viridiplantae; Streptophyta; Magnoliopsida; Zingiberales; Musaceae. The record is from RefSeq and is a predicted model, not a curated record.